AUGACCGAAGAUCGUCCCGGAAAACGAUGGUACGAUGUAUUGGAGGAUGACGAGUAUGCGCUAAACAACACGGUAAAUAAAGCCACGGGCGAAACGCCAUGCAAGUUGUUAUUCGUAGUUGAUCAAACGGGUAAAGUGCCAGAUGUAUUAAGGAAAUGUAUUCAAACCGAAAGAAGCUGCGAAACUUCAAAAUUAGAGGCCGGCGCGAAGAAAAACUUACAUCUACAAAAUUAUAAUAAAACGUAUUACGAUAAGAAGCACAAACCGCCCUACGAGUAUCAAGUCGGGGAUUACGUAAUGUUAAGAAAUUUUGUAAUCACUCCCGGGGCCUCCCAAAAAUUAAUUCCUCAAUUUAAGGGACCCUACGAAAUGAUAAGAAAGUUACGAAAUGAUCGAUAUAUAGUAGCUGACAUUAAAGGUUUUCAAAAAACCCAAAGACCAUACCAGGGUACUUGGACAUCCGCAAACAUGAGACAUGGUGUCCGAAUUAAGAGUUUAGGCUUAGAGACUUUAAGUUUAGAGUAG
Nomia melanderi (Alkali bee) is the source of this 525-nucleotide messenger RNA. RefSeq lists its product as uncharacterized. Lineage: Eukaryota; Metazoa; Arthropoda; Insecta; Hymenoptera; Halictidae. The record is from RefSeq and is a predicted model, not a curated record. Gene Ontology annotation, biological process: DNA integration. Gene Ontology annotation, molecular function: nucleic acid binding.